UAACUUCUGACGUCAUAAUUCUCCUUAAGUACUGAAUUAGAUCUAUACUGUUUAUGUUGUUAUUAACGUUAUAAGUUGGUAGAGAAGUGCGGCCGGAGGACCUCGACCACCACUGUUGGUUCUCUGCGGGAGCUCCCCGCCCUCCAUACUUUGAGCUUGUGAAGAAUGUCAAGACCUGCUAGAGCUGCUCCGCCUCCCCCACCAGUCCGGAAAGGGCAGGUGCAGGCGUUUGAGGCCAUGUCGAAUUACAGAGCUCAGCGGGACUGUGAAUUGUCCUUUGAGGAGGGCGACGUUCUUUUUAUAUUGGACCGAAGUAACCCAAACUGGUGGCUGGCAACUCUUGAAAACAAGAAGGGCUAUAUUCCUAGUAAUUAUGUUAGUAGUGACAAUGCAAAGGUACCUAUUAUUGAUGCUGCAAGACGUGGGAAUUUGGCUUUAUUAGAGGAAUGUCUAGCAGCUGGUGUGUCGGUCAAUGCCCUAGACAAGUCUGGCUCAUCGUCUCUACAUGCUGCAGCACAAGGUGGACAUAGAGAAUGUGUUUUAAGACUGCUUAAGGAACCAAAGCUUGAAAUUGACCUACAGAACAAACUUGGAGACACACCUCUACAUUGUGCUGCAUACAGAGGACAUGGAGAAGUGGUGCAGUUGCUGUUAAAACAUGGAGCAAAUAAGGAAAUUGUCAACAGGGAUCAGUACACUCCAAGGACCCUUGCAAAGAGGGGGACUAUUAUUACUCUUUUAGAUGAGGAUAGCCAAACUAGUGAUAGAAAAUCUUCAGGCUUUGAUGACAAGGAAUAUGGUGCAAAUGCUUCUGAAGAUUCUGACGAUUGAUUUGCAAUUUGCAAAAUGUAGCUGUGCCUUAUAUAUCGGCAUUAAUUUUAUAUGAAUUUUACAUUCAAUGUAAUUCAUAAAGAAAAGUGCAUAGAUGUUUUAUAGGUGGCUUUUUGGUUUGGCUCAAAUGUCGUUGACAAUUUUUGGUAUGGUACGUCUCCACUCCUCAUUGCUAUUUUUCUUGACCCAUUCCUCUCUGUAUGUAUUCUUCCUUUUUUCAUUUAUUUGCUUGUAUACACUUCCUCAAUCAUUCAUUCUUUCCAUAUAUUUUUGUUUCUCAAUGUAAGUAAAUAGCAACUUCAAAUGUUGCUCACUUGAGGGCAGAUUACAAUGUUUGGUGAAAAAUCUGCAAUGUGCCAUAAACGUAUCUAAAAAAAAAAAACUGAUUUCAAAGUCAAAGUAUGUUUGCUUACUGCCUUACUUUAAUCUGGAACAGUGACCCUUAACGUGUCAUUGGAAAAUGAUAAAAUACUAAAAUGUUGUAAUUUUCAUGUACCCUGUACUGUGUAACUUACUGCAUUCUAAUUAAACAGAUUAAAAUGUACAAAAGGUGUAUGAAAUAUUUUACAAAAUUAUUUUCAAGUUACCAAGCUAACUUGGAGGAGAGGAGAAUAAUACCAUAAAUGAGCAAUAUAUUGCCAUGGCCUUAUGUACAUAAUAUUUUAUAUCUUGUGUUGAAACACUUCAUUCCUUAGUACCAAAUGCUAUAAAUUUUAUUGUGACAUGUAUAGGUAUGUAUGCACAUGUGUAUGUAUAUAUGUAUAUUAUAAUAUACAUAUAUACAGUACAUAUAUAAUAUAAAAGUAAAUAAAUGAGUAGAUGUUAUAUAUAAUACUAUAUUUUAAUAUAAAUUUUUUAGCCGACAUGCUAUCAUUAAAUUAUUUUGUGAAGAGUGUUGACUCGUGCCAAAGUGGUACAGUAUACGGUCCGUUGUUAAUGCCUUAACUAUAACACUUAAACAUUUACAAUAAAGGAAAACAGUCCUGCCCUCUGUAGCCAUUAGAUUGGUUGAGUCCAAAUUCAACUUGGUGUACACUGAGUUUAGAUUUGCUGUUUUCUUAGACUGUACUUAGUUUUGUUUUGCAAAUAAUAAGGUGUGUUUGAAUCAUUUGUUUUGGCAAUUAUAUUAUGUAAUAAGAAUAUACAUCACCUGAAAAUUACUAUAAUAUAUGUAGUGUCAUUUAGUGUCUCCCUCUAAAUGACUGACCAAAUUCACCCACCGGACUCUUCUGAAAUUGUGAAAACAUAUCCAGAAUCUAGCGGGAGACAUUGUUAUGAACUGACCAUCCAGAUUUAAAAGUAGUUUCCUUCAAAUUAUAUUUUUUGUUCUUAUUGUAUUACCAUUAUUUCAUUGAAAUAUAAAUGAAUUUAUAUUGA
Messenger RNA from Procambarus clarkii (red swamp crayfish), 2208 nucleotides. RefSeq names its product osteoclast-stimulating factor 1. The record is from RefSeq and is a predicted model, not a curated record. NCBI's taxonomy places the organism in Eukaryota, Metazoa, Arthropoda, Malacostraca, Decapoda, Cambaridae. Gene Ontology annotation, molecular function: protein binding. Gene Ontology annotation, biological process: signal transduction.